This is a messenger RNA of Pelagomonas calceolata, 7166 nucleotides long. Lineage: Eukaryota; Pelagophyceae; Pelagomonadales; Pelagomonadaceae. The record is from the annotation of a GenBank genome assembly.
ACCCGAGGCGCCAGGAGCGCAUUGCGCAUUGCGCGGCCGGAGCCAAGGCGUGGCGGGCGCCAAGCCGUCUGUUGAGACGCGCUGCGGGUAACAAGCGCUUCGGCGCCAGCAAAUUGCGCAAACAAAAAACAAGACCACAGAGCUCGGCUCUCUUUCCGCGCCGAUACUGCGGGCGGACGAUGGCGCCGCCACCAAUCCCCGUCGUCGUCGACGUAGUAGUCACAAGAGGAAACGUGCUCGGCCCGGCGGGCUACAGCCGCGUCACCACGAGGGACGGCGGCGUCUUCGACUUACAUCGAGGCAAGGACGACAAGUCCACGGACAUUUCUGAUGAUGCGGCCUUCCUCUGGUGUCGAAGGGGCGCGCCGGGCGAGACGGCGAUCACGAAUGUCGUGAGAGGCGCCCUGGAGCAUGUCCAAGUGGUCGAUCUGGGCGCCGGCGAGCAGCUCUCAUUUCUGAGAGAGGCUGGUCAAGAUCCCAUCGCGGAGUUAACGGGCGACUUCAAGGACGAUGAUGGCGUCGUGCUCAAGAGCGGCGCUUGUAUUAGAAUUACGAGAGUCAAAGACGUGGAAGCGAUGCGACCUACUACAGAAGAGCCCACGGCGAAAGAGGCACAAUCCAUAGAAAACGACGUCGUCGCAAAGAUUACAUCAGCAGAAGUUACGGGAGAGGACUGGUGGCGCUCUCAUGAAACGCAGCUGAAGCGACUCGUCGAGGCGUCGGCGGCGGAUCCUUCUUCCCAAUUGGCCGCGAAGACGAUACGAGUGGCUCGACGCACGCUAGAACUCGUAGCGAAGCGCCUCGCGUCGAACGGCGUCGUCCCGGACGCCUGCCCGCGGUGCUUUGAUUUUGCGGCACUUGGCGGCGGGGGCCUCAUCGCGGCGAAGAGCGCGCCCGUCGACGACAUCCUCGAGGAGGCGUCGCACCUCGAGUCGCCGGACCAACCGAAGAAGAAGGGGUCGUUCUUCGGGCGCAUCCGGAAGCCCUCUCGCAGUCUGUUGCAGGCGGCGCAGGCCUCUUCUGAUGUUUGUGAACCUCUCCAAGAGGUAGAACUACGUGUAUCCAGAGACCCGCCUAGCGAUGACGAGGAGGAGCCGCCCGACGCCCUGCAGGGGUUAGAUGUCAGAAACCCAUCAAAAUACGCGUCUUUGGCAAAGCGCCACCCGCAGCAGGUGAGUUUCUGUCGAGGGCGAGGUACCAAACAAGGUACCAGUCACGAAUUUUUAGAUAAGGGCGCAGAAGGGCUGCUCAAGAACAGCGAGGCGGGCUGCGGGCAGAUGUUAGAUCACUUUUUGAUCUGUGGCGGCCUCGAUGCUUUAUUAGCGAGAAUCACGCCUAGUUCAGGCCUGGAAUGUUCCGCACAAAAACUGGGCGAACUGUUGAGAGCCUUCGAGAUCGUCUGCGACCGGGCCGCUCCGACCACGGCUCCGCACUUCGCUUUGAGCUAUGCGCGGCAUUUGCAGCGCGCGGCCCACGCGCGAUUAAGACGGGAAGCGUCACAAGUAACAAACACGACAAAACAGGAUCUAGACGGCCGCUGGGACGCCGAUGAAAAAAUAAGGAGGACCUGCGACCGACUCGCUAGGUGUCUGGCCCAACUGGCACCCGACGCGUUUGGCGAACAAACGCAACAGACGCCUAGAAGCUGGACGCAGCACGUCGCUUCCUAUUGGGCGUCCGGGCCGUCGAUCGACGCGCGCUCCAAGGCCCUACGUCUCUCGGCCGAACGGUUCGUCUGGGCCCAUGCGUUAACGGCCUUUGAUGAUCAGAAAAGGACGCCCGACGCGCGACUCAAAGGCCUGAGGAACCUCAGCAGUGUAGUACGAGGCUGCUGCGCUUCGGAACCGUCGGAGGUCCCGCCCUGGAGUUCACGCUCUACGAGAUGGGAGACGUCCGAAGAAGUUGUCGCUCUUAAGGUAAGGGAGUCUGGCGUCGUCGCAAGAAUAGCUCAAGUCGCGAAAGACGACCGACGGGCCUUACGUAGUGGAUUGCAUGUCAUCAUGCUCGCGGCGCAACGGUCGACGAUUGCCGGUCGAGUCGUAGAUGAUCUGACGUCCCUGGCUGUCGAGGACGCGGCCGGCGACGACCCACCUUCCUCAGAAGGGCCUAGUUCGUGGCAGUGCUGCUGGGCCCUCGCACGCCAUUUGGAAGAUACGACAUUGGUACAGAGGCAGCGCGACGUGCUGGAGGACGCCUUUUCUUCCCAGAAAGCCACUCCAAAAAACGUGCAUUUGGUCGCGCGGUUUUCGCAGUGCGCCGCCGAGAGAUUAGUGUCGUCCGAGGAUAAGUUAGAUGGUGGGCUGGAGUUGUUGUGGCGGUGGGCCUCAUCGCCAGAAGAAGACGAUUGUCAAGCUACACGAUCGCUGAGACAUCUGUUGCGAGGUGCGACGCACUUGGAUUCGGCGGCAUCGUUGAUCGCGCAGAAAUGCGUCGACGCUUUGGGAGGAGAGGACUCGCCGGGAUUGAAUCGGGCGGCGGAAUUGUUGGCAGCUUUAGUUGUGGCUUCUGGCGAGGAUAACACGUACCGGCAGCCGUCGCCCGUCGACACUCGUAGAAGAAGAAGAUUGAGGAUAGAACGGGGCCUCAAGACGUCUUUGUUAGAUGUGGCCGUCGCCGGCGCCGCCCGACAUAAGCACUCUAUCAAAUCGUAUGAGGCUUCUCUACGAUUAGCAAUAGAGCUCGCCGCGGAUGCCUUGCUGAGUGUUGCUGGUUUAGAUAGUGAAGAACCGCUACCUUUCCUACGGGCGAGAGACAUCAAGGCGUGCUACAAAGCGGGCGACGACACGUGCGCGCGGUGGUUGGCGGCCUGCGCGGAGCGUCUAGCAUUAGAACCGUCCGCGGCGGACGCAGCCUUAGUAGAGCUGGCAAACGACGAAAAUCCAUCGUCAUACGUCGCGGACGCCGCCGCGUCGCUCUACGAAGCGGCGGAGCAGCCUUCAUCGACGAAAAUUCGGCCCCCGGCGUACGGGUCGGACUCAUUAACACCGCCGCCUCCCGUGCAAGAACCUCUUGUCAAUAGACAUAAGCGCGUCGACGCUUUAUUAGAUAUCUGUCUGAAGACCGACGCCGUUUCUAAGAGAAGAGACGCUCUGUUAGCGCGCCUCGCGACGUCCGACCUGCGAGGUAGGAUCAUCGCGCGCGGUAUUGACACUUUAAGAUCUACGAACGAAGCGAAGGAAGCGGAUAGAGCCGCGGACAUCGUGCGACGAGCUCUCAAAGGAAGGUCGUCCCAGGACGCGCCGCCCGGCCUCGAUGCGGAAGCCUCACAGUGGCUGUUGCUCGAAGGCGACCGAGGGUUGCUCGGGCCUCGUUUACGUGUCGCCCAGGCCUGCGCCCUGGCGCAUACGGCCUGGUUCGCACAGCAUGGCGGUUCGCGACGAGCGGCGUCGCGAUGUGCUCAACUGUGUCAGACGGAGGACCACCAGUCCCUACGAGCUGCGUUACGAUUAGUCGCGUCCGCGCUGCAACGAACGGAAGCAGAUAGACCACCGACGCCGCCGACGCCUACCACCAGUUUCAGACCUGUGCAACCGCCGCGGCCGCCUGUAGAUACCGAGGACGGCCUCGACGUGCGAGCCUUGGGCGACGAGCGCAACACUUUAGUGGAAGCGUUGGGAGUUUAUGUGAAGCAAGGUAGCGAUAGCGUCGCGCGGGCGUUGUCCGGCGACCUGCUGAUCGGUCUGUCCCGCGUCGCCCCGGAGGCCCUCGCGAAAAUAUCAGAGGUCUCUCCGGCGUUGGUGGACGUCAUGGUCGCGCCGCCGGCGACGGCGUCUAGGGCCGCAUUGAGACUGCACGCCGUUUCGAUAGCAGGCGACUUCCAGGAGUGCGGCGCGGCGUUGCGACGAGCGGCUCUAGAGGCCGUGUCUGCAAGACCGUCGGCGUCCGCCGCGGCCUUCGCCUCGGCUAUUGUGGAUGCGGCGCGGCAGUGCUCUAUGUCUUCAGAUGAUGAGACCAUGCUGUCGAAGGCCGUAGAAUCUCUAGUGACGAGCGACGUGAGUGACGACGACGAGGACGCGGACGCCGAGUCUGCGAGAUUGAAAUUACUCGCUUCGCUAUUAAGAUCCGGUGCGAAAGCGCCCUCAAAUAGUACUGUAGUAGCGCAACAACUGAUGGCCAAAGGUGGCUUAGAUGGGUCGGCGGCGAACGCGCAAGCGUUGCAAGCUCUGGCGGCCCUAUGUGAUGCUGAUGAUGACGCAGCACGAGCGACUUGUAUAGCCUUAGCUGAACUGCACGGCCCGCCACCCUUCACGGAGGACUUGAGAGAUGAGACGUCGGUCGCGUCGCGACUGGAAGCUGCUGAUGUAGUGAGAGCCAUCCCGUCGACGGAGCAGCGCUUUUCCGUGGAACGGUUACGUGUCCAUGGGCCACCUCCAUUAGACGAUCGUCGAAGGGAACGGUACCCAAGCAAUGCGGUAAGCGUACCAUCAGCCAGGAAGACGGACACGCCUGGACUAGAUAACUUAGGCUGCACCUGCUACCUCAACAGCACAUUACAAGUCAUAUGUUCGGCACCUCUCUUCAGAAAGACAGUAUUCUCCUUAGAUACGUCACAAGAUUCAUUGGCGAGAGAACUCCAACUACUUGUAGCGCGGAUGCGCAGCAGGGACGCGUCGUCGAUCUCCCCAAGAGAUUUCAUCCAACAAAACACGACCCAGGACGGCGAGGCGAUUGACGUCCGCAUACAACAGGACGCCACAGAAUUCUUAGCUAAAUUGAUGCAAGACGUAGAGCGGAUGAAAUCAGCAACAGAUAUAAGCGCGGCGAAGUUAAUCCAGCGGACCUUUGGAUGUGUCUUGCUGCAGGAGAUCAAGUCCGUGAACGGCAAGCACAAGGGGGACCCGCGGGAGGUGCCCUUUUAUGGGAUACCGUUGGAGCUCGGGAAAGACAGGAAUGAUAUUGCGGAUUGUUUGAGGCACUACGUGGCUCCCGAGGAGGUCGAGUUGCGGUUUGUGGAAGGCGAGGCCAUGCUGCCUUCUAUUAAAACUGUUCGUAUUAAAAAAGCGCCAUUUAACUUGCUGUUGCACCUGAAGCGGUUCCAGUUUGAUUUGGAGACUCUAUCCACCAGAAAGAAUAAUUCUAGAUUGGAGUUUCCCCAUACACUUGACUUAAGGCCCUUCAUGAGUGAUGAAGGAGAACCAAUAUUAUAUGAUCUCAAGGGUGUAGUAGUACAUAGCGGAACGGCGCAGUCGGGCCACUACUACUCGUUCGUCAACACUGGUAGUCAAUGGACGGAAUUUAAUGACUCGCACGUGGCGCCCUUCGACGUGAGCGAGAUGGAGGCGGAGUGUUUUGGGGGCUAUGAAGACGUUACUACGGAUUCGUAUGGUAGGCGGUCGCAGCCGCGGGAACGCACCAGGAACGCUUUUUUACUGUCUUAUGAACGGAGGUCCGAUAAAGCCGAGGACAGCUGGGCGUCGCCGGCGCCGCCCGCGUCCGUGGAUGCGAGAAUAGCGCGGGAGAACGUUUCCCUGAGAAGAGCGCGCGCGGCCUUCGACGACAACGGCAUCGUCGUGGCCGCUUCUGUGGCCAAGGCGGCCUUUUCUUCUGAUUCUAUCGAGACGCGGAGGGCCGCCGCUUUAUUAGCUGGGGCGCUCGUGGCCCGGACGUUGUCUCGGGCGCGCGGCGACGACGCUGCUGCUAGGCUGGCAUCGACCGCGUCCUUGCUCGCGAAUCUCGACUCAGAUGUUGCUUCUGAGGCCGUCAAGGGCCUCGGUUUAAAUGACACGGAUGCCACAACUGCCUUAUGUCGGCGGGCGGCCCAGCUCGCGUCGGACGAGGCGGCCCGGGAGUCCCUGUGCGGCGCGUGCGCGGCAGUAUUGAAAUCGGCCCCGUUCGACGAGGCGCUGACCAAUUUACUAAGUGUGGCGAGCGAGUGCCCGCCUCCCGUACCCGGGAGACGUGCGCACGACUACGAACGGGACGCGUCCAGGGCUGCGUGCGACAUUCUAGCCAGGCUCGGCGCGCAACGCGGGUGUCGGGAAGUCCUCGAAGGCUGCGUCAAAGCGUCGGGCGGUGCUGUGUCCGAAGAAGCCCUCUCGCAGACGACGUUACGAGCUUUGUUGGAGGCCGCGCCGUUCCUGGGCGGUGCGUUCGCGCCGCGGGCGGAGGCCGCCGCCGCGUUAUUGAGUGCGGACGCCUCUGCAUUGGAUUCGCUGUCGGACGCGCAAAUUGGCGCCCUCGCUCUCGCGACCUGCGGAUGUCUAGACAGAGGCACGUAUUCGCGCGCUGGAACCGACGAACAAAAGCGGCGCGGCGCCGCGGCGCGCGCGGUGCUCAAGGCUCUGGUGGUUGACUCGACGGAUCGGUCGAAGGUUGUUAUCAGUGCGUUACGAGGCUGCGUGGAACGCUGUGGUACGGCAAGACCCGACGAGUCGUCGGCCUCGGAAGAUGAGGAUUCUGAUGAAGAGAUUGAGGGCUGGCAUCAACCACCACCUCGCAAUCGCCUCGAUCGAGGUAGACCGUACGGGUCGUCGCGCCAGCUGCGGCGAGCUUGUCGUGCGCUGGCCAUCGUGGCUACUGUCGACGACAAGCACACGUCCGGACGCAUCUCCUUAGUUGUCAGAGAAUCAUUACAGACGGCAGAGACCGCAUUUCGUCGCGGUGCUAGGGACGCCAAGGUCAAGGCUCAGGUCGACGCCAUCCUCAAAUUGUGUAAAAGGGAGCCGCGAGCCAAAGCGGCCGUGCUCGACUCGGGCGCGCCACGAUGGCUUGAGGCGUUCGCCGAGGGUCGGGAGAUGGCUGGUCCUCUCUCACCGCGCGGGGAGAUCCCGCCGCUGACACCACUCCAUCGUGGGGCGCGGAAUGAUGAUGAUGGUGAUGGUGAGGACGAGGACAACUAUCACCCGAACCUGCCGCGGCGGCGUCAGCUCCGCCGGGAACUACUCGCCAGAAUCCGGGCGCUCCCUACAGAUACGGACGUCGUGAGCUACGACAGCGACGACGACCCCAACGAAUUAGUCGGGCGCCGCAUCGAGGUUCGCUGGAGCGGCGGCCAGUUCUACGGCGGCGUCGUCAUCAAACACGACCACCUGGGCCACCACGUCCGCUACGACGACGGCGACGACCGCGUCUACGCGGACAUCCUCGCGAAGACGUGGCGCUUUGCCUAGUAGGCCGCUGUGUACACUAUCUAAUGUGCCUGAAAUUAGUACACUCGUAGAUACAGC